Molecule: messenger RNA, 900 nt
Organism: Alternaria viburni
Lineage: Eukaryota; Fungi; Ascomycota; Dothideomycetes; Pleosporales; Pleosporaceae
Exons: 1
Coding region: 1-900 (299 amino acids)
Source: RefSeq, a predicted model, not a curated record
AUGCCUUCAGCCAACGGUUCCGUUGCGCCCACACCGCGUUCACCUCCAAUCGUCUCGUCCCCAACCUUCGCCGGCGCGUCAAAUUCCUCAUCCAAUUAUAAAGGCAAAGGAAAGGCCCCCAUGACCAACGACACCAGCAAUGGCACGAGCAAUGGCACCACCAUUCGCAACAGCAAAGUCUACACUGCAAGCCACGACAACAGCAAUGACAACAGCAACGACAGUAGCAAAGGCAAAAGCAAUGGCGACAGCAAUGACAACGGCAAUGGCGACAGCAAUGACAACAGCAAUGACAACAGCAAUGACAACAGCAACGGCAGUAGCAACGGCAACGGCAACAGCAAUGACUACACUCCAAGCUACGGUAUCGGAAACUUGACGGAAUACCUCAUCGACGUCAAGACGCUCACCAAGCUCUGCGACCUCGGCGUAUCAGAAGCCGCUCAGCUCGGAGCCUUCCUCACCAAGCGCUACAAAUCCCUGAACGAAAAGCAAACCCGCCGCAUGGCAGCCGCCGAAAAGAUCAUUGACGAAGUCGAGACCAUGAAAGAAGGGCACAAAGUUUUCGACAACAACGUCGUCCACCACUACGAUCGCUUCGUCAAGGAACUAGAGGAAGCCGAGACCGCCAUGUACGAGGGUAUCAAGGUAGCCAUGUACACCGAUGCCGCGAAGAGCGCAAAGCUGGCCCGAGAGAACUCCGAGUUUGCCAGGAAUUUGCACAAAAAGAUCGAGGUGUUGAAUGGUGAGUACAAGGCUAAGAGAGACGAGAUUGUGGCUGCGAGGGAUGAGAUGAUUGAUAUCUUGUACGGUGCUGUUAUGCGGUGCAUCUUGGUGGGGUCUGGUGCUGUGGAGAGUGAGAACGAUAAGGAUAAGUUGUUGAGUUUGUUCAAGCGCUGA